AUUGUGUUUAUAUACGUACGGACGUGCACCAGGGGCAGCAGUGCAGCACAAUUAAUACCCAAGUUGCACGGAGAUGGCGGGCAGCGGCGGGAGCAGCAGGGAGGAGAGGUGGAGCCUGGCCGGCGCGACGGCGCUCAUCACCGGCGGCAGCAAAGGGAUCGGGCACGCGAUAGUGGAGGAGCUGGCCGGCUUCGGCGCGCGGGUGCACACGUGCUCCCGCAACGCGGCGGAGCUGGAGGAGUGCCGCCGGCGGUGGGCGGAGAAGGGGCUCGCCGUCACCGUCUCCGUCUGCGACGUCUCCGUGCGCGCCGACCGCGAGAACCUCAUGGCCGCGGUGAAGGAGACCUUCGCCGGCAAGCUCGACAUCCUGGUGAACAACGCAGCACAACUGCUCAUGAAGCCAGCGAUGGAGUGCGCGGCGGAGGACUAUGCGCAUUUCAUGACAACCAAUUUGGAGUCGAUUUUCCACCUCAGCCAGCUCGCGCACCCUCUUCUCCUCGGCACCUCUAUCCCCGGAGGAGGGGGCAGCAUCGUCAACAUCUCCUCCAUUGCGGGCCAUCUGGGCAUACCAGGGCUCGCGCUCUACUGCACCGCUAAAGGAGGAAUGAACCAGCUGACAAGGAGCUUGGCUGCCGAGUGGGCCCGCGACAAGAUUCGUGUGAACUGCGUCGCGCCAGGCGUCGUCACGACGGACAUGAUGAAUCAGGUCCAGCCGGAGUCCCUGGAGCGGGAGCUCUCGCGCAUCCCGAUGCGGCGGAGCGGCGAGCCGGCGGAGGUCGCGUCCGUGGUGUCGUUCCUCUGCAUGCCGGCGGCCUCCUACGUCACCGGCCAAGUCGUCUACAUCGACGGCGGCCGGACCAUAAGCGCAUGAGCUGAGCAGCUAAUUAUUUACCGGCGAAUAGAGUCAACGUGACCGAUGAUUUUACAGUGUUUAUUCUUAUAUGUUGUGAUUUUAGCCCAAGAAAAAAAUGUCAUACAAGUGAGUGUCCUGAAAGCAAUGUGCCCAAACGAAAAAAAUGGAAAUCAACGCUUACUUGGCAAAAA
Phragmites australis (common reed) is the source of this 1044-nucleotide messenger RNA. Its product is annotated as noroxomaritidine/norcraugsodine reductase-like. NCBI's taxonomy places the organism in Eukaryota, Viridiplantae, Streptophyta, Magnoliopsida, Poales, Poaceae. The record is from RefSeq and is a predicted model, not a curated record. The transcript is spliced from 3 exons. The coding region runs from base 74 to 871 and encodes 265 amino acids. Gene Ontology annotation, molecular function: oxidoreductase activity.